Molecule: messenger RNA, 2027 nt
Organism: Anopheles merus
Lineage: Eukaryota; Metazoa; Arthropoda; Insecta; Diptera; Culicidae
Product: glycine receptor subunit alpha-1-like
Exons: 10
Coding region: 612-2027 (471 amino acids)
Biological process (GO): nervous system process; chemical synaptic transmission; regulation of membrane potential
Cellular component (GO): synapse; neuron projection; membrane
Molecular function (GO): extracellular ligand-gated monoatomic ion channel activity; neurotransmitter receptor activity; chloride channel activity
Source: RefSeq, a predicted model, not a curated record
AAUAUUCAUAACGGCUUGAAUGAAUGAGCUGAACACACUACUUUCGUAACACGCACCCUCCUGUCGUAGUUCGAAGGUGGUAUAAGCUCUCUCUGGUGUGGUUUUUAGUUGUGGAUCUGAAUUCAUCGAUUGUGCAACGCUCGGCGCCAACCAACCACCCAGGGAAAGUUUGUCAGUGCGUAAUUUAACCGAAUCAUAAAUAGAACGUCUGUGUGUACGCUUUAAUCAUAAAACAAAUAUCGGUAUUACAUUUAACUGUACGAAGACUAAAAAUACCCAUCGCCACCACAAGAAAAGCGCCCUUUCCUGUAAGUAAACUCAAAGCGGUGAAUCAAACAGGACUAUCGAAGCAGGCCAUUCUGCGAAACACGUGCUAUGGUGCGAGCUUUCGGUGAACAAUAAGAAAGGAAAAGUUUUAUCGAUUCCUAAUGAUGGCGUCGCUGAAAAUGGAUCGUGCAGUGAACUAAAUGCGUUAUCAUCUCUGGUGUACGAUCAGAAAACCAGUCUCAGUGCGCUCACUAUACAUUCACGUUCUUCAGUAAUACUUGUUCCCGUGUUCGAGAGUGUGAAAUGUGAAGCAUGAAUGAAGUGGCCUACAGCAUACAAAGACUAUGCGUUGCACAUACAUAGCAAGUUUGUUUUGGCUUUUCGAACUAUGUAUCCCCGCUAGGACGGCCACUAUCAAUUACCAGUAUCUAGAGGGCAUCGAGUAUGAUAAAAACGUAAAGCCAGCAGGCACACUUACAGAUGUAUCCGUUUCGCUGUACAUUAACCGAAUAUCAGGCGUGGAUGAAAACAAGGAAGAAAUUUCCUUCGAUGUCUUCCUUCAAAUUACAUGGGAAGACCUUCGAAUACAGCCUGUGUUUAACAACAAGGUAGGCGAGUAUGUGGAACUGACGAAAGCCGACCGAGAUAUGAUAUGGGUUCCAGAUCUUUACAUUCGACAACUGCGAGAGAUGAAAAUGCUAACCUUAUUCGAGGAAAUAUCCAGCCUACGGUUAUAUGAAAACAGCACCAUCAGCUUGAGCAUAGGAGCAACAAUCAUCAUCAAAUGCGACAUGGACUUUGUGCUGUACCCGCUCGAUGUGCAGAGAUGUCCUGUCGAUUUCAGCAGCUACAAAUAUCCAGUAAAAGAUUUACGGUUCCGCUGGAGAUCCGAAAAUGCCUUAUCCUUCCCCAAUGACUUUGGGGAUGGUUUUUUUCGGCUUCCAAAGUAUGUGGUUUCUUUCUACACUGAACAGGAAUCACAGAUAGUCAAUUACAGCGAUGAUAAUCAUAGUUCAGCUAGAUUAGAAAUAACCCUGUCGAGGGAAGUAAAGAGCUAUCUGCUGGAAAACUAUCUUCCAUCUACGUUAUUCGUCUCUAUAUCCUGGGGAUCUUUUGUGGUCGUCCCAGAAAUCGUGCCAGGGCGGAUGGUGCUGCUAGUCACAACACUGCUAUCAUUGAUAACGAUGUUCGAUACAGUGAGGAAUAAUUCACCAGAUGCGUUGGAACUGAAGUGCCUUGAAGUGUGGCUCAUAUCCUGUACUUUGUUUGUGUUCUUUGCACUAAUGGAGUACUUUAUUGUGCUGUUCGGGAUACGAUACGAUAAGCAUUGGCGUGUGGCCAAAGCUCAGCAUGCCUCAUCAAUACCACCUUCCAUCACACUGCAGUCAGCAGUGACGAUGGCUCAAAGCACGAUGGACACAUCGAUAAAUUCGGCAUCAUUUCAACGCGAAAAUGGUCUGGAGCAUGCCACCCUAAAGGUUUCAGGCACUAACAAGAUUCAACCACACGAUCACAACAGCAAAACAACGUCAGCUUCCCUCAGCAAUAUACAAGACACUGUACAAAGCGCCCAGAAAGUGUCGUCUGUGAUGACCAGGAAAAGGUUUCGGAACGUCGCAGAUGUUGCACUCCUGUAUGCAGGCUCCCAGCGAGGCAGAUUGGAUCAGCUAUCUUUAAUCAUUUUCCCUGUCAGCUUUCUUAUAUUCACCAUAUCCUAUUGGACUAUGUAUUUAACUGAAUCUAAGAAAAAUUUCAAGUAA